This is a messenger RNA of Vigna unguiculata (cowpea), 879 nucleotides long. RefSeq lists its product as uncharacterized. NCBI's taxonomy places the organism in Eukaryota, Viridiplantae, Streptophyta, Magnoliopsida, Fabales, Fabaceae. Gene Ontology annotation, molecular function: nucleic acid binding; zinc ion binding. The record is from RefSeq and is a predicted model, not a curated record.
AUGUGGCGUAUUCAGGCUAUGGCUGCUAACAGGAGGAGAAGGAAUGGAAAUGGUGAUGAUGACAUCGUGGAGGCUAUUCACUGGAUGGUGGAUGCGAUGCAGCCACCUGUAGCAGCGCAGCCCAGAGCAGUGAUUGCGUCGGUCAGGGUGCCAACUAUGGAGGAUUUCCUACGACACAAGCCAGUAAAGUUCACUGGCAAAGCCUCUCCUGAUGAAGCAGAUGCAUGGUUCCGCAAAUGUGAGAAGAUAUUCAAUGUGAUGAACUACGCGAAUGAGAAGAAGCUCCUUUUUGCCACCUAUCUACUGAAUGAUGACGCCGAGUAUUGGGAUGAAUGGAGGUCUCUAAAGUUUGAGCGAGGACACAAACAUGAGCUAAAGAAGGUGGUAACGCCUUUGACAGAAAGAAGAUUCCCAAUCUUGGUGGAACAGGCCAAGAGUGUUGAGCACCUGGAGAAGGGUCCUGGUCCCGUUGUUCGACAUCAGGGGAAUGUCGCAGAGGCUAGACAGAUGAAGAAGCCUUACAGCCGUCUUCCUACCACCUCUGGAGACUUUAAAUGCUUCCAAUGUGGGGGAGCGCACUUGAAGAGGAAUUGUCCUAAGUUGAAGAGUCAAACCAGUGGACAAGGGAUCAGUCCUUGUUGCUUCAUAUGUGAUGAGGUUGGGCAUUUUUCUAACCAAUGCCCAGAAAAGAAGACCAGUGCGACGAAGAAACCAUCACCUCCUAGAUCAGAGAGACCUAAAGUUGCUGGAAGGGUCUUUGCUAUGACCUCUACAGAAGUUACACAGUCAGGUAAUCUCAUCAUGCAAUCUUGUUUACUUGGGGGGCAUAAUGUACUUGUAUUAUUUGACUCUAGAGCAACGGAUGUGUGGCGAAGAUGA